AUGUAUCGUCCAUACAAGCCCCAUGUUGCCACCAGGCUGGUCGGCCUCCUCAUGAUGGCCCUUCUAGCUGCACCUGCCUCGGCCGUCAACGGCAAGGCCUCCUUCUACGGAGGCAACCUGGCCGGCGGCAACUGCCUGUUGACGUCGUACACGCUCCCCGCCGGCAUAUUUGGCACGGCUAUUGCCGGUCCUAACUACGAGAGCUCCGGCAUGUGCGGCGUCUGCCUCAACGUCAAAGGACCCAAAGGCAGCAUGAAGGUCAUGGUCGUCGACAGUUGCCCGGGCUGCCCAACCAACCAGCUCGACCUGUUCCAAAACGGCUUCCCCAACAUCGGCGACCGAAACGCCGGCGUUGUGCCAGUCAGCUGGGACGUGACUCCCUGCGGCAUCAAGGAGCCGCUGAAGGUGCGCAACAAGGACGGCACGUCGCGCUUCUGGUUCGCCAUGCAGGUCUUCAACAGCGACAAGAAGGUGACGGCGCUCGACGUCAGCACCGACGGCGGCAGGACCUGGCAGCCCACGGCCCGGCGCGACUACAACUUCUUCGAGAAGCCCGGCGGGGGCGGCGGCUUCGGCGCCGACGCCGUCACGGUCAGGGUCACCUGCGCCGGAGGGGGGACGGUCACGAUGCAGAACGUUGGCAUGACGAGCGGGGCGACGUUUACGGCAGCUGGGAACUGCUAAGUGUCUCCUGAGAUGUGUGUUUUUUGUAUUAUGACUUUAUGCUAGCUAGCA
Messenger RNA from Gaeumannomyces tritici R3-111a-1, 735 nucleotides. RefSeq lists its product as hypothetical. The record is from RefSeq and is a predicted model, not a curated record. Bases 1 to 684 code for a protein of 227 amino acids. The transcript has 2 exons. Lineage: Eukaryota; Fungi; Ascomycota; Sordariomycetes; Magnaporthales; Magnaporthaceae.